AUGGCGGAUCGGACAGCUCCUAGAUGCCAGCUCCGUCUCGAAUGGGUUUACGGGUACAGGGGUCACCAGUGCCGCAACAACCUGUACUACACGGCAGGCAAGGAGGUGGUUUACUUCGUGGCUGGAGUCGGGGUGAUUUAUAACACCAGAGAGCACACCCAGAAAUUCUUCUUGGGACACAACGAUGAUAUUAUCAGCCUGGCUGUACACCCAGAUAAAACCUUAGUUGCUACAGGACAGGUUGGGAAGGACCCUUACAUUUGCAUCUGGGAUUCCUACAGUGUACUGACUCUUUCUGUUCUUAAGGAUGCGCAUACGCAUGGAGUUGCCUGCUUGGCUUUUGAUUCAGAUGGCCAGUGUUUAGCCUCAGUGGGACUGGAUGCCAAAAAUACAGUAUGUAUUUGGGAUUGGAAGAAAGGAAAACUACUAGCAACAGCUACUGGCCAUUCAGAUAGGAUUUUUGAUAUUUCCUGGGAUCCAUAUCAGCCAAACAGAAUGGUUAGCUGUGGAGUGAAACAUAUAAAGUUUUGGACGUUGUGUGGAAAUGCACUGACAGCAAAAAGAGGAAUAUUUGGCAAAACAGGAGAUCUCCAAACUAUCCUUUGCUUAGCAUGUGCAAAAGAAGAUGUCACGUACUCUGGUGCUUUAAAUGGAGACAUCUAUGUUUGGAAAGGGCUAAACUUAGUCCGCACAAUACAAGGAGCUCAUAGUGCUGGAAUUUUUAGUAUGUAUGCUUGUGAGGAAGGUUUUGCCACUGGUGGGAGAGAUGGUUGUAUUCGGUUAUGGGACAACGAUUUCAAGCCAAUAACUAAAAUUGAUCUCAGGGAGACUGAACAAGGAUACAAAGGUUUGUCCAUCCGAAGUGUUUGUUGGAAAGGAGACAGACUUUUAGCGGGGACACAGGACAGUGAAAUAUUUGAGGUGAUAGUGAGAGAAAGAGAUAAACCAAUGCUGAUAAUGCAGGGUCAUUGUGAAGGGGAGCUCUGGGCCCUGGCAGUCCAUCCAAAGAAGCCUUUAGCUGUCACAGGCAGUGAUGAUCGAUCCGUACGAUUAUGGAGCCUUGCUGAUCAUGCCUUGAUUGCUCGCUGUAAUAUGGAAGAAGCUGUGCGCAGUGUAUCUUUCAGUCCUGAUGGAUCUCAGCUAGCUCUUGGAAUGAAAGAUGGCUCCUUCAUUGUUCUCAGAGUAAGAGAUAUGACAGAGGUAGUUCAUAUUAAAGACCGAAAGGAAGUAAUUCAUGAAAUGAAAUUUUCACCAGAUGGCUCUUAUCUUGCUGUGGGUUCUAAUGAUGGCCUCGUGGAUAUCUAUGCAGUUGCUCAACGAUACAAGAAGAUAGGAGAAUGCAACAAGUCUUCUAGUUUUAUUACUCAUAUUGACUGGUCUGUGGAUAGUAAAUUCUUGCAAACCAAUGAUGGUGCAGGAGAGCGACUGUUCUACAAAAUGCCAUCUGGGAAGCAUUUAACAAGCAAAGAUGAGAUCAAAGGAAUUCAUUGGGCCUCAUGGACCUGUGUGAUAGGGCCUGAAGUGAAUGGAAUUUGGCCAAAAUAUACCAACAUUACAGAUGUCAACUCUGUGGAUGGAAAUUACAGUAGCUCAGUGCUAGUGACUGGAGAUGAUUUUGGAUUUGUAAAAUUAUUCAAAUUUCCUUGCCUAAAGAAAGGAGCUAAAUAUAGAAAAUAUGCUGGCCACUCAGCACAUGUAACUAAUGUACAUUGGUCACAUGAUUUUCAGUGGGUGUUAAGUACAGGAGGUGCUGAUCACUCUGUUUUUCAGUGGAGAUUUAUUCCAGAAAGUGUAACAAAUGGAAUCAUUGAAACAGCAUCCCAAGAGGGUGGUAUUGAUUCAUACAGUGAAGAAUCAGAUUCUGAUUUAUCUGAUGUGCCAGAGCUAGAUUCAGAUAUUGAGCAGGAAGCUCAAAUCAACUAUGAUCGCCAAGUUUACAAAGAAGAUCUACCUCAGCUGAAACAACAAAGUAAAGAGAAAAACCAUUCAGUGCCCUUCCUUAAAAGAGAGAGAGCUCCUGGGGACAGCUUAAAACUGCAGUUUGUACAUGGUUACCGAGGCUACGACUGUCGAAAUAAUUUGUUCUACACACAAACUGGAGAGGUAGUUUACCAUAUCGCUGCUGUUGCCAUUGUAUACAGUAGGCAACAACACACCCAAAGACUAUAUCUUGGUCAUGAUGAUGACAUCCUCAGCCUAACCAUCCAUCCAAUGAAAGACUAUGUUGCUACUGGACAGGUUGGAAGAGAUGCUGCUAUCCAUGUGUGGGACACACAGACACUAAAAUGUUUAUCAUUGCUGAAAGGCCAGCACCAAAGAGGAGUAUGUGCACUGGAUUUUUCAGCUGAUGGGAAGUUUUUGGCAUCUAUUGGGUUAGAUGAUAAUCACACCAUUGUAUUUUGGGAUUGGAAAAAAGGAGAAAAGAUAGCCACAACAAGGGGCCAUAAAGAUAAAAUAUUUGUAGUGAAGUGUAACCCACAUCAUGUAGACAAACUAGUCACAGUUGGGAUGAAACAUAUCAAAUUUUGGCAACAAGCAGGAGGAGGUUUUACAUCCAAACGAGGGACCUUUGGAAAUAUUGGGAAACUGGAAACUAUGAUGAGUAUUUCUUAUGGGCGAAUAGAAGAUCUGGUUUUCUCUGGAGCUGCUACUGGAGACAUUUACAUCUGGAAAGAUAUUCGGCUGCUUAAGACAGUGAAAGCCCAUGAUGGACCAGUAUUUGCUAUGCAUGCAUUGGAUAAGGGUUUCGUAACAGGUGGAAAAGAUGGAGUUGUGGCACUCUGGGAUGAUAUGUUUGAGAGGUGCCUGAAGACAUAUGCUAUUAAAAGAUCAGCAUUAUCCCCUAGCUCUAAAGGUUUACUUUUGGAAGAUAAUCCCUCCAUUCGUGCCAUCACCUUAGGACAUGGGCAUAUACUAGUGGGGACCAGAAAUGGAGAGAUACUUGAAAUUGAUAAAAGUGGCCCCAUGACUCUGCUUGUUCAGGGGCAUAUGGAAGGAGAAGUGUGGGGCUUGGCAGCUCACCCUCUCUUGCCUAUCUGUGCAACAGUGAGUGAUGAUAAAACACUGAGAAUCUGGGAACUUUCCUCACAACACCGCAUGUUAGCAGUGAGAAAACUCAAAAAAGGUGGAAGAUGCUGUGCCUUUUCUCCUGAUGGGAAAGCCUUGGCUGUAGGGUUGAAUGAUGGGAGUUUUCUGGUAGUGAAUGUUGAUACUGUUGAAGAUAUGGUCUCUUUCCACCACAGAAAGGAAAUGAUCUCUGAUAUCAAAUUUUCACGAGAUUCAGGAAAAUAUCUGGCAGUGGCUUCCCAUGAUAAUUUUGUAGAUAUUUACAAUGUGCUUACCAGCAAAAGAGUUGGCAUCUGCAAAGGUGCAUCUAGCUAUAUCACACACAUUGACUGGGACUCAAGAGGAAAGUUAUUGCAAGUCAAUUCUGGUGCCAAAGAACAACUGUUUUUUGAAGCACCAAGAGGAAAAAGACAUAUUAUAAGAGCUGCUGAGAUAGAGAAGAUUGAAUGGGAUACCUGGACAUGUGUUCUUGGUCCUACUUGUGAAGGAAUCUGGCCCAUGCAUAGUGAUGUCACUGUUGUAAAUGCAGCUACUCUUACAAAAGAUGGUUCACUGUUAGCUACAGGAGAUGACUUUGGUUUUGUGAAGCUUUUUUCAUAUCCUGUGAAGGGGCAACGUGCAAAGUUCAAGAAGUAUGUGGGUCAUAGUGCCCAUGUAACCAACGUUCGAUGGUUACAUAAUGAUUCUGUGCUACUGACUGUAGGUGGUGCUGAUACUGCUUUGAUGAUCUGGACAAGAGAGUUUGUGGGCAUCCAAGAGAGUAAAUUGGUUGACAGUGAGGAGUCAGAUACAGAUGCAGAAGAGGAUGGAGGUUAUGACAGUGAUGUUGCAAGAGAAAAGGCUAUUGAUUAUACAACAAAGAUCUAUGCAGUAAGCAUCCGAGAAAUGGAAGGAACAAAGCCACACCAGCAGCUGAAGGAGGUUUCAGUUGAGGAAAGGCCACCAGUUAGCAGAGCUGCUCCUCAGCCUGAGAAACUGCAAAAGAAUGAUAUCAACAAAAAAAAGAAACUGGUUGAGGAGCUGGCUUUAGACCAUGUUUUUGGAUACAGAGGAUUUGAUUGUCGCAACAACCUUCAUUACCUCAAUGAUGGUGCUGAUAUUAUUUUCCACACAGCUGCAGCAGGCAUAGUUCAAAAUCUUUCCACAGGAAGUCAGAGUUUCUAUCUGGAGCAUACUGAUGAUAUUCUCUGCCUCACUGUGAACCAGCACCCGAAAUAUAAAAAUGUUGUGGCUACCAGCCAGAUUGGUGAUAUAACAGAAUUUCCAGGUACAACUCCUUCUAUUCAUGUAUGGGAUGCUAUGAAUAAGCAGACUCUUUCUAUGCUGCGCUGCUUCCAUGCCAAAGGGGUCAACUAUAUUAACUUCAGUGCUACUGGCAAGCUUCUGGUUUCAGUAGGAGUCGAUCCAGAACAUACUAUCAUUGUGUGGAGGUGGCAAGAAGGGGCUAAAGUGGCUAGCAGAGGAGGACAUCUGGAGAGAAUAUUUGUUGUAGAGUUCCGCCCGGAUUCAGAUACUCAGUUUGUGUCCGUUGGGGUAAAACACAUGAAGUUCUGGACACUAGCUGGCAGUGCUUUACUUUAUAAAAAAGGAGUCGUUGGUUCCAGGGAAGAUGCCAAAAUGCAAACCAUGCUUUCUGUUGCCUUCGGAGCUAAUAACCUUACGUUUACUGGUGCCAUAAAUGGAGAUGUCUAUGUGUGGAAGGAUCACUUUCUGGUUAGACUGGUGGCAAAAGCUCAUACAGGUCCAGUGUUUACAAUGUACACAACUCUUCGAGAUGGACUAAUUGUAACUGGAGGGAAGGAAAGACCGACAAAAGAAGGCGGUGCCAUAAAAUUGUGGGACCAGGAGAUGAAGCGCUGCCGAGCAUUUCAGCUUGAGACAGGACAGCUCAUUGAGUGUGUGCGCUCGGUUUGUAGAGGAAAAGGCAAAAUUUUAGUGGGAACCAAAGAUGGGGAAAUACUUGAAGUAGGAGAAAAAAAUGCUGCUUCAAACCUGCUGAUUGACAAUCACAUGGAAGGAGAGAUUUGGGGUUUAGCAGCUCACCCCACGAAAGACAUAUUUAUCACCGCAAGUAAUGAUGGAACAGCAAGAAUCUGGGACCUCUGUGACAAAAAAUUGCUGAAUAAAGUGAAUUUAGGCCAUGCUGCAAGAUGUGCUGCAUAUAGUCCUGAUGGUGAGAUGGUAGCUAUUGGAAUGAAGAAUGGAGAAUUUGUCAUCUUGCUUGUAAACAGUCUUAAAGUUUGGGGCAAAAAACGAGACCGGAAAUCAGCUAUUCAGGAUAUCAGAAUCAGCCCCGAUAACAGAUUUUUGGCUGUUGGCUCACACGAACAUACUGUCGAUUUUUAUGACCUCACCCAAGGCACAACCUUAAACCGGAUAGGCUACUGCAAAGAUAUUCCAAGUUUUGUCAUUCAGAUGGAUUUUUCAGCAGACAGCAGAUAUAUUCAGGUAUCAACCGGUGCCUAUAAACGUCAGGUUCAUGAGGUGCCAUUGGGAAAGCAAGUGGUAGAUGCCACACUAAUAGAAAAGAUCACAUGGGCCACAUGGACAAGCAUUCUUGGAGAUGAAGUCAUUGGGAUUUGGCCAAGAAACGCUGAUAAAGCAGAUGUCAACUGUGCGUGUGUGACCCAUGCUGGUUUAAAUAUAGUGACAGGAGAUGAUUUUGGUCUAGUGAAACUUUUUGACUUUCCAUGCACAGAAAAAUUUGCCAAACACAAGCGUUAUUUUGGUCAUUCUGCUCAUGUUACCAACAUACGCUUUUCUCAUGAUGACAAGUAUGUUAUAAGUACAGGAGGAGAUGACUGCAGUGUAUUUGUGUGGAGAUGUCUUUGA
This is a messenger RNA of Emys orbicularis (European pond turtle), 5898 nucleotides long. RefSeq names its product EMAP like 6 (gene EML6). The record is from RefSeq and is a predicted model, not a curated record. Bases 1 to 5898 code for a protein of 1965 amino acids. The transcript is spliced from 42 exons. Lineage: Eukaryota; Metazoa; Chordata; Testudines; Emydidae. Gene Ontology annotation, molecular function: microtubule binding.